Molecule: messenger RNA, 4041 nt
Organism: Xyrauchen texanus (razorback sucker)
Lineage: Eukaryota; Metazoa; Chordata; Actinopteri; Cypriniformes; Catostomidae
Gene: dnai3
Product: dynein axonemal intermediate chain 3
Exons: 23
Coding region: 110-2767 (885 amino acids)
Biological process (GO): inner dynein arm assembly; cilium movement involved in cell motility
Cellular component (GO): inner dynein arm
Molecular function (GO): dynein heavy chain binding; dynein light chain binding
Source: RefSeq, a predicted model, not a curated record
CCGGAAGUGUUCUUGGAUGUUCAACGGACACUGUUCGAGCUGUUUACACGGAUUAAAGAUUAUAAUCUUAUAAAAUAUAUAGUUUAAAACUCUUUAUUGAGAGGCAGACAUGAGUUCAAAACGACCCAAGAACAGAGCGAGCAAUAAAGCCAAGGAGAAGGAUAAAAAGGAUGACACUGAUUUUCCCUCCCCAGACGAGAGUGCAACAGAGUCUGCUCCCCCCGACUAUAUCUUCCCUCUGGUCCUGACCUCCGCCACACAGGAGCUGUUCGGUUGUCGGGCAGACGAGGAUGUAACCGGGGAAAACCCUUACAAGCUGCUGAAGAAAGAAGACAUCAUACAGGACAUGAAGACUCGAGCAGCCGUGUCUGACUUCAGUCCUGUUAAACACACAGUGCUGGAAUAUCCUGAAGAUGAACUUUUGCUGGUGUUUGACAGAGACUUCACAUACGGCCAGAGCUUCUACCUGGUGCUCACAGCAGAGGCCAAAGAGAACAUACUGAAGCCAUCAGUACUACAAGGUGAGGAUGUGGAGGUGAUGGAGCAGGAAGAGGAGGAGGAGGAGAUCAUGCCAAAAACUCCAGAAUCUCAUCCAUGGAUUUCUCUGGGAAGUGAGCAGGAGAUCGAGAAAGAGUCGUUCACAGAUUCCAGACCCAAACUCAGAUAUAAGAUCUCUCGUCUGCUGCGAGACUUCGGCGCUCCGGUGCGUUUCUCUGAUCGCAGCGCUCUGGACGGGAAGGAAGGAUUUGUGGAGUGCCCGUCAUACCAGGACAAGAGCUUCAGUAUCAGAGAGCUGCAGAGACACACGAGCGUUCAGGCCACCAGUAACAUCAAACACUCCUCCACACAGACACUGUGGAAGUGCCCAAAGAACAUGUGUACUCAGUAUGAGCCCAGAGAAUUCAGCGCCGAUGAGAAAGAAAAUCACCUGCAAUCUGAGAAUCUGAAGAAUUUCAUCCAAUCUGUUGUGAUAAGGUUUGAAAUGGCCCUGCAGCAGAAUCACAUCAUGAACGUGUUUUGUGACGACUGGGUGGCGCUGUGUGAAGACGAGAGCGCACUGACGGGAAAAACAGAAACACAGCUGAAGGAAUAUCAGUCGUUCACUGACCUCCACUACAGCAGAGAGAAGACAAUCAGUCACCUCCAGUGGCACCCCACCAUCAGCGGUGUAAUCGCUGUGGCCAUGACAGAGAGAAUGUCUUUUGAGGAACGGAUCGAUAACUCCACUAAACUCAUGUUAAACCCAUCUUACAUUCUCUUCUGGAGCUUCAGUGACCCCAUAAACCCACAGCUGAAGUUGGAAUCUCCUGAAGAUGUUCUGAGCUUCCAGUUCUGUCCAUCAGACCCAAAUAUCAUCGCGGGCGGCUGCUUGAACGGACAGGUAGUAUUAUGGGAUAUCUCUGCACACGUAGAGAGACUGCAGGGCACCCGCAGUGGUGACAAAAACACCAUAAACACACUAGACAAAUCGAAUGAUCCUCCAGUGGUGCGGUAUUGUGCUGUGUCUGGAAUAGAGAAUGGACACAGAUCUCCGAUCACAGAUAUCCAGUGGCUGCCGGAAACCUUUGAGGUGUCCAGAUUAGGGAGUCCAGAGGAAAACACGAGUCAAAUCAGCGCUCAGAUUGUCACAUGUGCUCCUGACUGCUGUGUGAUGUUCUGGGAUCUACGGGCUCCACACGUCACGACUCAGUCUCUGACGGAAACGAAAAAUAAAAAGAAAACGGAGGAAAUGCCCCUAGAAAACCCACACGGCGUCCCAAAUACAUUCAAACACCUCAACCUGACCUGGAAACCUUUUAUACGAGUCUCGUUACCGAAGAUAGGCACUAGCGGUGAAUACAGUCCUCUUAAAUUCAGUUUGAGAGAUAAUACUGUCGACUACCCUAUAGUCUCUACAGCAGAUAAACCUCCACCGAACUCUGAGCGGGAAGAUGGUUCUGGUUUCGGGCAGCUGCCAUCAGGCAAAGAGCAGAAACCUUUAGAACACAUCAGCACUAAACUGUAUGUGGGCACAGAGGACGGAGAACUCGUUUACACCGACUGGAAAAUGGAGAAAGACAACGACUCUGGACGACUGUACAGUGCCAAACCCAGUCACCGCUUCAUCUUGCACGAUACUCUGGUGAACACUGUGAGUCGCUCUCCGUUUUUCAGGGACAUUAUUCUGACGGUUGGCAGCUGGAGUUUUGCCAUCUGGAAGGAAGGGGUCAUGAACGGACCGAUCGUCAUGUCGUCGUGCUCACAGAAGAUGUAUACGGCUGGUCAGUGGUCCCUGUCGCGGCCGGCGGUCUUCUUCAUCGGGAAAGAAGAUGGAAGCAUCGAAGUUUGGGACCUGCUGGAGAAAACACACGAACCGUCACAAACCCAGAACAUCAGCAUCACCCCCAUUACCUGCAUCAAAGCCAGGAGCAUUUCCUCCAAACAGCAUCUUCUGGCGGUAUCAGACGGUCUCGGCAUCCUUCACAUCCUUGAAAUCCCCUGGACCCUGCGCAGAUCCUCCAGCAAUGAGAGGAAGAAUGUGUGGAUGUACUUUGAGAAGGAAGAGGAACGGCUGCUGUACUUCCACCAGCGUAAACUCCAACACGAGAAAGAGAAGGAGAUGGAAGCUGAAGAACUGAGGAAAAUGGAGCCAGUGCUGCCACAGAAACAGGACGAGGAGCUGCAGGCAGACGCUCUGAAGGAAUAUGAACAGUAUUUGAGUCUGGAGACGAUCACUCUGAAAGACACAAACCUGCUGAUGGGAACAGACGACGCAUCAGACCUGUAACACACACGAAAACACAUUAAAAGUUGUAUUUAGUGGGGAAAUUGAUUCUCUCUUCAUUCAGUCUUUGGUUUGAGUGCAUCUUCACUUCCCCUCCACGUUGAAAUCAAAUACGCUGUUAAUUCGCUGACGUUCGCUGAUUAUUCGGUUUCAUCUCUCAUUGCAUAUUCAUUGCUAGGCUCUCUGCGAUUAGCAUCUCAGGCACUACUCUGUCCUGGGACCUCUCUUACCUCUCUGGCCGCCAACACAACAUUUCUAUUCGUCAGUAUAAAUCAAACUCUGCUCUUGUUUCUGAAGGUGUCCCGCAGGGUUCUGUACUAGGUCCUUUGCUCUUCAUCACUGAUAUGCUUCCUCUAGGUCACAUCAUUCGCCAUCGCGGCCUCAACUUUCACUGCUAUGCCCACAAGCUCCCUCUCUGAAUGUAUUAAAGACACUCAUGGAUGAUCAGUAACUUUCUAAAACUCAACACUGAUAAAACUGACGUACUGAUAGUUGGGACCUCCCUGAUCAGUUGACAAAUUGUCUAAACACACACACACAGACACACACACACACACACACACUCACUCACACACUCACUCACACACACACAGACACACACACUCACACUCACACACACACAGACACACACACUUACACACUCUCUCACACACAGACACACACUUACAUACACUCACACUCACUCACACACACACAGACACAUACACUCACACUCACACACACACACACACACACACACACACACAGACACACAUACUCACACACUCUCUCACACACAGACACACACUUACACUCACACACACUCACAGACACACACACAAACACACACACACUCACAGACACACACACACACAGACACACACUCACACACACUCACACACACACACACACACACACACACACUCACACACACACACAAUAAUUGUGUCCUGGUCUGACCCUCCGCUAUUGUUCGUAAUCUUGACAUUAUCAUUGACCCCCACACUCUCUUUCCACGCUCACAUCUGCUCUCUCACGAAAACGACGUAUCAUUGCGUGACUCCGCCCCAUUCUUAGCACCAAAGACAAAAUUAUCCUUACAACAAGCUUGACAUGGUCUUGCCCCCUCAUACAUCACUGAUCUCAUCUACUGCUACACCCCAUCCCGCUCACUCCGGUCAUCUGAUUUGGGACUAUAUAAUCCACGUUGCAAGCUGACCUCACGAGGUGGUGGGGCUCUUUGCACACUUGAUCUAUCAUAUAUUCAUUUCUAAGAUUUCAUGUUUUUAACCUUUGAU